AUUGUCUAGCGCCUUGCAAAAAACAAACAUGGCGGGUCUUGUGGCAGACUAUAAUAGCGAAAGUGAGGAUGAAAGUUCAGGCGAUUCUUCCUCAGAAAGCGAUGCUACAAGUAGCGAUGAGCAAGAACAUGAUAUAAAGAUUGAUAAAGCGCAAGAGAAGUUACCAUUACCGGACAUUUUAAGCGAAAAACCUCAAAAUUCACGAACUAAAUUUGGUUCUGUCAAAAUGGACGACCAUUCAGCUUCGGUGUUUUUUAAUCCAUUCAAAGCAAAAGAAGACGAAAAAUUAGCGAUCCUUGAAAGGCAUGUGAAAUUAACUGAACGUAAAGACGAAACAAAAGCUGAAAAGCCCAAGUUUAGGCGAAGUAAAAACGCUCAAAAGUUUCCAAGAAGACAAAAUUUUAAUGGACAAAAUCAAAGAAAUGACGACGACGAUAGUGGUUUUAGCCAAAAGACAUUUGAAAAACGCAAACGAAGGGUUGGAGUAAGCGAUUCUCUUAUUCCACCCAAAAAAGCAAUGCAAGCUUACGAGAAACAGAGACGCGACGAGACGCCUAGAUGAUAAAUUUUAUGUACUUAUACUUAUGUGUAAUUAUAUAUGUAUACAAAUUGUAUAAUUAUUGAAAUGCUUUUCAAUCAGUAUGUUAUUUUAAGAUUAAGAUUGCAUGGUGGUUUUCAAUCAGUAUGUUAUUUUAAGAUUAAGAUUGCAUGGUGGUUAAUAUGGUUGAUUUGUUUUUGUCAACAACAACACGGUAUUUAUUUGGCAUGGCAUGGCAAAGCAGGCUCCUCUGCUCCUUAAGUAUUUACAAAUAACUUACAUGAAGUUUCCUAAACAAAAGUGAGCGCGCGCGGAGUGAUGGGAAGAUUGGACUAGAAACUUCACGUAAGCCUCUGUGGAGGAGAAAGAUGCAGGAUCUUCAUCAAAUCGUUU
Molecule: messenger RNA, 931 nt
Organism: Paramuricea clavata
Lineage: Eukaryota; Metazoa; Cnidaria; Anthozoa; Malacalcyonacea; Plexauridae
Source: the annotation of a GenBank genome assembly